ACCAAGCUCAAACGUCUGCGCGUGUGCAUGCGUUGGAAUUGAGUUUGGCCAUGAUGGCGGCAAAAUAUCUUGGCUUGUUCUACUUCUCCGUCCUGGUAGCGAUUCUGGCGGCUGUAACAGCCGACAGCACGGGGAGACGGAAGAUCCCGACCAGAGACGGAGGUCACCUGAGUCAGAUAAUGAUGGAGGAAUAUCUGGAGGAUCAGAACAGAGAGGUAGCCGAGGAGCCAAAAGUGGAGAAUGCCAGCCCCCUCCAGCUCUAUCUUCACCUGCUACGACUGAAGAGAAAGGAGCAGGUGGAGUCAGCAGAGAAAGUUCUGAGCCUACAGGACUUCGGGAAGCAGUACAAGACCAUCGGCGUGCUCCUGGAGACACUCUUCCACGAAGUGGAGGAGUCAUUAGGCAAGAUCGAGAAGUCUAGAUAUUCACCUGGCAUGCCUUUUCCUGAGAGCAGGGAGCUACAAGAAGGUACAUAUGUGGACAAACUAGAAGUAUAUUAUACUGAGAUAGUAGUUGCUUCUUUUUGUAGAGGUGGGUAAAGUGUAUGAGAAUGUUCUGAUGUUUGGAGACUUUCUUCUGCGAAUGCCAGAGGUCACGAAAAAGGUGUAUGUUGCACAUAAGGAGUGGACUGGUGUGUUUCGCUGGGCCGUCAAAUUCUGUUUGCAGUCGACCGACAUUUUUACAGGACCCUAUGCCACUCAUCUACAUCUGAUGAUGCAAGAGCUGGGGAUGGGUCCAAAGGAUCCCAACUAUGCCAACCCAUUCAGCACAAAACAAGGAAAGACUGAGGGGGAGAACAUGAAAGAGAAGAUACUGAGUAAGAGAGAGGCCAUGCAGGAGAAGAUGAAGAACAUCAAAGGUCCCAAACUCAGGACCAACAGACACCAGGAAUUGUAGUAGAGUCCAGGGAAUUAGUGGGUGGAGCUUCUUGCAGGUGCUAUGCUCUUUGCCCUCUUUUUAGUCCUUGCACUAUGCAUGUAUAAUUUAUACACCGUACAUAUAAUAUUAGUGUACACCGUAUAAUGUACAUAUAAUAUUAGUGUACACCGUAUAAUGUCAUACGAAAACACUGUACAAAUUUC
This is a messenger RNA of Geodia barretti, 1082 nucleotides long. Lineage: Eukaryota; Metazoa; Porifera; Demospongiae; Tetractinellida; Geodiidae. The record is from the annotation of a GenBank genome assembly.